Hibiscus syriacus is the source of this 1336-nucleotide messenger RNA. Its product is annotated as aspartic proteinase CDR1-like. Gene Ontology annotation, biological process: proteolysis. The transcript has a single exon. Gene Ontology annotation, molecular function: aspartic-type endopeptidase activity. Gene Ontology annotation, cellular component: extracellular region. Bases 1 to 1299 code for a protein of 432 amino acids. The record is from RefSeq and is a predicted model, not a curated record. Lineage: Eukaryota; Viridiplantae; Streptophyta; Magnoliopsida; Malvales; Malvaceae.
AUGGCAGCCAUUGUUUCAAUUUUCACCUUUGUUUUCGCCAUUGUUAGUGUCUCUAAUCUUUGCCUUAUUCAAGCUCAGAACAGUGGUUUCAGCAUUGAAUUCAUCCACCGUGAUUCACCAAAGUCUCCCUUAUACAAUCAUUUAGACACCACGUAUAACCGUGUAACCAAUGCCUUGCGCCGUUCCUUCGGUCGUGUUCAUCGUCUGAAGCUGACUACUGCAUCGAAACUGGAAGCUCAAGCCAAUGUUAUUGCAGAUUCGGGUGAAUACCUCCUGAAUAUAUCGAUCGGAACUCCGGCGUUUGAUAUUGUUGCCAUUGCUGAUACCGGGAGUGAUCUCAUUUGGACUCAAUGCAAGCCUUGUUCUCAGUGUUUCGAGCAAAACGCCCCUCUUUUCGACCCCACUGCAUCAUCUACAUAUAAAACGAUUUCUUGCAGCACAAGUCAAUGUGCAAACCUUGAAGGAUCGUCUUGUUCGAGUAACAAUUCUUGCCAGUAUUCAGUCUCUUAUGGUGAUGGAUCUUUCUCAGAUGGUGAUCUUGCGGCUGAUACACUCACACUUGGUUCAACCUCGGAUCUUCGUGUUGUCAUUCCCAAUGUUGUUAUUGGAUGUGGACACCAUAACGGUGGAACUUUCGAUGAGAACGACAUGGGAAUCAUUGGCCUUGGAGGCGGUGAAGUUUCGUUGAUUUCCCAAUUGGGAACUAGCAUUGCCGGAAAAUUCUCCUACUGCUUGUUGCCUCUUACCGAUGCCGGAAAUUCGAGCAAGAUGAACUUCGGUUCGGAUGCCAUUGUCUCCGGAAACGGAACUGUUUCUACUCCAUUGACAAAACUUGACCCUCCAACUUUCUACUUCCUUACCCUUGAAGCAAUCAGUGUCGGAAACAACAGAAUAAACUUCACGAGUAAGCCUUUCGGAACAGAUGAAGGAAACAUCAUUAUCGAUUCCGGAACAACAAUGACACUUUUACCGGACGAUUUUUACUCCCAACUCGAAUCAUCGGUGUCUAGCAUGAUCAAUGCGACAAAGGUUAAAGGUCCCGAGGGUCUGAACUUAUGUUACGACGCUACAACUGAUUUUGCAGUGCCAGAUAUUACAGUUCAUUUCAUAGGGGCAGAUGUAAAAUUGCAGGCAUUGAACACCUUCGCCAUGGUCUCGGAAACAACUGCUUGCUUUACUUUCGCUCCGAUUCCGGAUUUCGCAAUCUACGGUAACUUGGCUCAGAUGAAUUUCUUGGUUGGAUAUGAUACUGAAAAGAAGACCGUGUCGUUUAAGCCCACCGAUUGCUCCAAGAAUUAGCCUCACCAUUGUUUUCUGCAACGUUUUAGUAUGAUUU